UUCACUCUCGCACUGUGUGAGGAUUGCUAUUGAGAAAGUUGUUUUGCAUGUUUUACUAUCGGCAGGCAGCGCAAACGAAACGAAGGAAUAGAGAGAAAAAAACACAAAAAGAAAUUAAAAUCAUUUGAACAUCGUUCGCCGUUAUUUGGAAAAAACGCAACGAGCAUCGAGAGAUCUUAACUGGUUGUUUUUUUGUGUAUCCUCUUCAUUCAUUUCAUUGAGCAGCGACACAAAACAAGCACGUAGUUUUAACUAUUGAAAAACUCCACUUGACAAAAAAAAGUGUAGGAGGAAAAACUUCAAAUGCAAACUUACUGACUUAAGCUCAAAAACUACGGAGACUUGAGUGAAAUCAACUGCGGAAAUAAGUAAAAAAAAAACCAAACGUAAAAAGUAAACGAUCGCUGCCGUAAAUUUAUUCGACAUCAAACUUCGAAUAAUAAAUAACGAUAACCAAACUGAAAAUGCUUAAACUGUAAAAUGCCAUAUAUUCACUAUAAUAAAAUCAAACUAACUAGCUAAAUUGAUGAAAAAAGAACACACAACGUACAUAUAUAGUAAUUUUAAUUGCUUCAACUGCAAUAUUAUCACGCGUAUAAAGUAGCAGUAAUGAGACAGCAAGUAAUAAUGAAUCUAUUAAGUGCAAUGAAAACCAAUUCGGAAAAUUAUGCAUCAAUAAAUGUAACCCGUUAAGUGGUUAUGUUUACAUUUUCCAUGUAAUCCCACUAUCGAUAAAUAAUCCUCGGAAAAAUACUCAAUUUUCCUUAACGAUCACAACUUAUUUGAUCAGUUUUUUUAGUAGCCAUUAAUAAAAAGCACUGCCAUUCAUAGUUUCAUUGCCAUUGAAAAGCAGAUUUUAAUAGAGCAAACGAGCAAAAAAAGAGAAAAAAAAAACAGCAAAACGACCUGCCUAAAGGACAUGGUACGCUAAAAUAAAUCAACGCAAAUAUUUGCUUAUUAAAUGCACAUAGCAAACAGCUAAUAAAAAAAACCAAAUGGUGACAGGUGAGCCAAUUCAAAUUGAGUGACAGAAAACUGUGUGAUAAAAUAAAUGAUUGAAUAAUUUGCAAAAUUGUUGAGCAAACAAACACAACGAGAGAAUAUUAAAAACGAGUAUCAAAAAAAGAAACACCAGUGAUUAGCACAAUAAAAUCAACUGAAAUAAAAAGGACAUAGUGAAUGUGUGUUUUCAUUUUAAAUUGUGAGUGGGUGAAUAAAAGCAACGCUAAAAAAAACGCUAAAUGAAUCGUGUCUAUGCAAAUUGAGUGUAUUGGACGGUUUAUAGAAUACAAGUUACCGCAGAACAAACACUGUCAUAUCUCAAGAGACAACAGUCGAGUGUGAGUGUAUCUGAAACAAGCAUAAAAGAGAGAAAAAGACAGUAAAAAAGAUAAUUAUAACAAAAAUAACGACUACAUUUUCGAGAUUUUAAUCAAAUUGAGUAGAAAAAUGAUAAACAAACAUACAAAACUAAAAACAUGCAAUUAAAUUAUCACAAUGAAAACUAACGAGAUUACGUUUUAGAUAGAAAAAGAGUGCAUUUGGUGCAACAAAAAAUAUAUCAUAGAGACAAGCCAAGAAAGAAAACAAAAACAACGUGUCAAUCGAUUAAAGUUUGUCGUCAUACAUUGCGGUUAAACGUUGGCUGAUGUGUGGUUAUCGUGACUCAAAAUGAACACGAUCAUUAUGAAUUCAAUGGAACAAUGGUACACAAUGAACGAUGUGGUCGUUACGAGCGAACGUCGAAUUAACGAUUAAACAUUUAUGAAAAAAAAAAAUAAAAUAAAUUAGUACAAUUAACAUUUUCGAGAGACGAAAAGGAUUCCGUUGUUGUUCAUUAUUUUAAAUCCCUGUUCUUAAUUGUGUUCUUCAUUAUUUUCCGUGCACAAAAUAGCCACUUCAUUCGACGGGAGAAGGUGAUGCCGAACAACACCGGUUAAUUCACUUAUUGCUCGUAUUAAAGUGAAGCCACAAGGUUUCAUUAUCGUUUAAAUUCAUUUAAAUGCGUACACAUUUCCUCUCAAUGAUUUUUGUUUAACCAUCGAAAAGUCAUUGAAUGAAUAUCAGCUUAAAAGCAACGCGAAAACAUUAAAGAGGAAGGAAAAAAGAAACUUUUUUUACAAGCUUAAAGUGAUAUUGCAUGUGCGAGUGUUUAAAUUUGCACAUUAUUCCGAAUAAAUUACUUGAACAUUGGCUAAGAAACUUGAACUCUCCUCUUAGAUUACAAAGGCUAUUACGAAUGAUAAUAACAAAGUGUCGACGUGAUUUGACUUUUUUUACCGCUGGCCUUCGCAUCAUCUAAUGCAAAUGCGAGGGUGCGCGCCCGCAUCACAAUUUAUAAACUUGGUGUGUAUUGUUGUCAUUACACUGAUGCUACAUUUAUUGUACACGACAAUGAGAAUGAUUUGAAUGGUGUAAAUCUUUGCUACAAUCUUCAGCGCACACCCGACAACAAAUAUUGUACCGAAAAUAAAUUUGGUUUGCGGCACGUCGAGUGAAAAUUUCUGCUCGGUUUCAUUUCUAUGUUUGGUGUGGAUAUUGAGCACUGGGUAGCAAGAGAGUCAAGCAAUACACAAACAUUGCGACCGAUUCAAAAGAAGAUUACCGAAAAAAAGGCAGCAGCCAAAAGUUGUCGCACGCAUAAACACGAAACAAACUAAAAAGAAAAAAGGGACAGAAACAAGAAAAUCACAAACAAACCAACAUCACACAAUAUACCAGAAAAGGAAGAACAAAAAACGCGUUAUAAUAAAAUAUUUACUGACAACAAAGGAAAUUUGCAUACACAUUAUUACACCAUCAAAACAUCAAAAAUUACUUUUGUUUCUUUUACCUACUGUCGAUUGAGUCUGAAACGUCAAACGAUUGAACAUUUUCGAAUGAACGGAAUAUUGUGCGCGUGUAUGUGACUCAUGAUUUUGACGAUAAUGAUUGAAUGUCAGUGGCUUUUUUCCGCAUUGAACGACUAUUUUACACGAUUUUCGGUUAAAACAAAUUUAUAAAACAUAAAAUCGGCUCGUGCUUUAUCGUCAAACGGAACACAAUCCUGUCCGUUGUCAAAUCGGCAAAGCAUUUAGUCUUUUUUUGUGUUUCGAUAUUUUGUUGUGAUAUUGAAUGGUAUAAUUUUUUUCAAGUGUUUUUCACACUCCCUCGACGAAAAGACAAUAACAAUACUGAGUGCGAAAAGAAAGAACUGAGUGCAUAAAAAAAAAGAGAAGAACGAAACGUUUUUAAGUGAAACACAACCAACUGGAGCACAUGAUGGGCACGAGGGUCGGCGUAUCACCAUCGCCACCAACGAUCGAGUAGCUUGAAUGGCUGUCAAACAACGGCAGUAGCAUCGCAUGCCAGUGGCUGCUUCCUUCCGCCAAUUAAAACAGUAUCAAAAAAACUACUACUCGCAAAUCGAAACCACAUUAUCCAGAUAGCUCGCCAUCCUUUUAUAGACGUGAUUACCAAGGGGGCUUACAAAGGGCCCCCGUUUCAGCGCAUAGUAUGGAGUUUUUACGCGGCAUUUAUGCUUUUAUGCAAGUCAGUCGUUCAUCGGCACAUCAUGUGAAAACCGAUUCAGCUGUAUUCCGUUUACAUACAAAUGCAACCGUUAUUUUACUUGUAACAUUUUCAAUUGCUGUCACUACCCGGCAAUACGUUGGAAAUCCAAUAGACUGCGUACAUACGAGAGAUAUACCCGAAGACGUACUAAAUACAUAUUGUUGGAUACAUUCAACGUACACAGUUGUCGAUGCAUUUAUGAAGAAACAGGGAUUGGAAGUGCCUUUUCCAGGUAUAGAUAAUUCACAAGGUGGUCGAGGACCGCUCACGAUAAAACACAACAAAUAUUAUCAAUGGGUAGCGUUUACACUAUUUUUCCAAGCGAUAUUAUUUUAUACUCCGCGUUGGUUAUGGAAAUCAUGGGAGGGUGGAAAGAUACACGCACUGAUGCUCGAUCUCGAUAUCGGCAUCUGUUCCGAAAUUGAAAAGAGACAAAAGAAAAAGCUACUAUUAGACUACUUAUGGGACAAUUUAAGGUACCACAAUUGGUGGGCAUAUCGAUAUUACGUAUGUGAGCUGCUGGCGCUGCUGAAUGUAGUGGGUCAAAUGUUCUUAAUGAAUAAAUUCUUCGAUGGUGAAUUCAUGACAUUUGGCUUGGAUGUCAUAGCUCAUAUGGAAGCGGAUCAAGAGGAUCGCAUGGAUCCAAUGAUUUAUAUCUUCCCAAGGAUGACGAAGUGUACAUUUUAUAAAUACGGUGUCAGCGGUGAAGUGGAACGACACGAUGCAAUUUGCAUACUGCCGCUAAAUGUGGUCAAUGAGAAGAUCUACAUAUUUCUUUGGUUUUGGUUCAUCUUACUAUUCAUACUGACUUCACUAACAUUAAUUUAUCGUGUUGUUAUAAUAUUUUCGCCCAGAAUGAGGGUAUAUCUACUACGUCUAAGAUUUAGGUUAGUGCGUCGUGAUGCCAUAGAGAUAAUUGUACGUCGUUCAAAGAUGGGCGAUUGGUUCUUAUUGUAUAUGUUAGGCGAAAACAUAGAUACAGUUAUAUUCCGUGAUAUAAUGCAAGAGUUAUCGAAUCGUUUAAGCAUAAAUCAACAUCAUCAUGUUCCUGGGAUGAAAGGCGAAAUGCAAGAUGCUUGAUAUUUGUAUGGAUGAUUGGCGUUCACCGAAACCGAAUUGAAUGCCAUUUGCAUUGACGAAGAUGUGAUUGCCAAUGCUGUAAUCAGAUCCAUAGCUGCUACCGUUAUUGAUACUUUAAUGGUUUACUGUAAACAUACAUUACUGAUAAUUACUUAAAUCUAAACAUACCAAUGCAUACUUGUUUCACAUGCACCGAUGUUGAUGAUGCAGAUAAACGUAAUUCAUUAAUUUUAAUACACCAAUAAGUAGAACGAAGACGACGACGAAGAUGACGAUGAAUAAAAAUAAUAGCAACAAUAACAACCAAAAUGAACAAUAAUAGCGUUUUUAUUCGUAGUACGAUAAACACUUAUUGUUUCUAAAUUAUUUAUUAGUAUAAUAUUUAAUAUAUUAAUAAUAAAUAAUUAAUAAAAAAUGACGUUAGUGGUGUAAGAAUAAUCGAAAGCAUGAGAUUGUCCAAGUCAUGUUGAAAUUGAAAAUUCGUCAUUCAAUGCAUCAAAAAUUAUCCAUUGUCGAAAGCACUAUUACUACACAUAGCAUCUAAGUGAUCACUCACAUGGCAUCUCUCGUGCGCAUAUAUAUACAUAUGAAAUAUAAAACAAGAAAAGAAAAUUGACGAUGAUAGAGACACAGAGUAACUCAUGUUGAAUUAAUUAAAUGUUGGCAACAUUUCAAUUGCCAAAUUAAAUGUAAGAAAUAACAAAAAGGAUGUCUCUUGCCUUUUAGCAAACCAGUCAACAAAAAUGAUAAAACUCAACAUAUGUGUUCAAAUAUUCAAUAUUCCUUCGUUGUACUAGCAAGCAUCUGAUCCGCAGCUACAUUCAAAAGCGGAACAAAUAAAAACUCUAAAUGGAAAUAAAUGAUUCAAUCGAAGAAGACAAGAGCAACAAAUGAACACACACCCACACACAUCAAAGUGACACGGCGUCACAUGAUACAAAUUUACACAUGUCAAUAUCAAUAUAUUUCGAAGGAAAUGAUAACCAAUCGAUCGAACUGCCCGAUAUGACGAACAAAAAAAGAGAAAGAAACGCAAUGCGUGCGCUCUCUAUUUGAAGAGCUCCUGUAUAUACACGAUUUUUAAAUACGAUUUAAUCAAAUCCAACCGGAAUGCAAGCAAAUUCGGAUUCACCAUUUCAUCUUUCUUAUGUUGGUUUCGAUUUUUUUUUCUUUCAUCAUAUUCAAAUCAAAGCAUUUUUAGACACGAAUUCAUAAAAUUUGUAUAAAUUAUAUUCAAAAUGCUGUAAAAAUUAGGCACAAUACUAAUGAUAACAAUAAUAAUGGUAAUGGUAAUAGAACGAUUGUAUCAUUAUUAUUUAAGGGAUACAUCUAAUUCAUUGAGAUAAGAAAGCAAUAACUUAUACAUAUGGUAAACGAUACAGAAAAUCUCUUGUCAUCAUAACUUCUAAUUAGUUUCAUGAGAAUGGCCAACAAAAAAAAAACCAAAUAAAUAAACACGUUUCACACAACUUUAGCAAGG
Messenger RNA from Contarinia nasturtii (swede midge), 6112 nucleotides. It is a transcript of the gene shakB, whose product is annotated as innexin shaking-B. Gene Ontology annotation, cellular component: plasma membrane; gap junction. Gene Ontology annotation, molecular function: gap junction channel activity. The record is from RefSeq and is a predicted model, not a curated record. The transcript is spliced from 10 exons. Bases 3496 to 4632 code for a protein of 378 amino acids. NCBI's taxonomy places the organism in Eukaryota, Metazoa, Arthropoda, Insecta, Diptera, Cecidomyiidae.